ACAAAUUUGCCGCAACCUUUAAAUGUCAUGGCGAAUCUAUGUUUUUCGCCUUAGAUGCCAAUUUUGACAUUUGAGGGGACCACAAAAGUUACUUUGUUGUAGCAAUUCGCCGAUGCGGUUACCUGUUAGAUCUACCUUGGCCGCAACUAUUUCACUUUGCUUGCUGUAAUAAAAUUGUAUAUCUUGGCAACUCUGUAUUCUGUAUUUAUUGGCGCCGCUGGUGCGUGUAUUUUUGCAAAAGUUUUCUGUUUUUGGCAAUAUUUGCAUUUUUUCAUCCAAUAAAGUUAUAUUAAAUUCCUUAAGAAAUUGUUAUUAUGACAAAUAAUCUGAAAGUACCGUUGGAAUGGAAGAGACGUGUUAAAAAGGAAUAUAUGAAAAUUCGACAGCAGAAAAGAUACAAAAGGGCGGAUGAAAUAAAGGAAGCAUGGAUAAAGAAUUGGGACGAACACAAUUACAAUGUUCAAGAUCUGUAUUGUGAGCCGAAGGUUUGGCAGGCCCAACCAUAUGAUCCACCGCAUGUGGACUGCGUCAAAAGAGCAGAAGUGACAAUUUAUAACGGAGGUGGUACCCAACAAGUGCCAAUAUGUGUAAUAAAUGCUGUCACGCCUAUUCCAACAAUGUACACAUGGGCCCCCACUCAGCAAAAUUUCAUGGUUGAAGAUGAAACCGUCCUCCACAAUAUUCCCUAUAUGGGUGAUGAAGUACUCGAUAAGGAUGGUAAAUUUAUUGAGGAAUUGAUAAAGAAUUAUGAUGGCAAGGUACAUGGCGAUAAAGAUCCCUCAUUUAUGGACGAUUCAAUAUUUGUGGAGCUAGUGCACGCGUUAAUGAGAACAUAUCCAAAAGAAAUUGAAGAAAUUACUGGCGCUCCCUUAAAAAUUGAAGUAAUAAAAAAUGAUGAGAUAAAGGAUAUGCAGAAAAACGAGGAUAAGGAUGCAAGUACUAGCGAAAAAGAAAAAAAUGAAAAGCAAAUAGAUUCUGAAAAUGAUGUCAAAGAUGCAAAAAUUCUUGAAGAAGGUGAAAAAAUCAUAGCCGAGAAGAAUAGCAAUGAUGAAAAAGACAUUGCAUCUGGCGAAAGUACAGAAAAGACGACUACAGAUAAUCUUACAGAGAAACUUCCUUUCCCUCCUCCGAUAAUAUUUCAAGCCAUUAGCUCAAAUUUUCCCGACAAAGGAACGUCGCAGGAACUCAAAGAAAAAUACAUUGAGUUGACAGAACACCAAGAUCCAGAGCGGCCGCAGGAAUGUACACCAAAUAUUGAUGGUGAAAAGGCAGAAAGUGUUUCACGUGAAAGAACACUUCAUUCUUUCCAUACAUUGUUCUGUAGGCGUUGCUUCAAAUAUGAUUGUUUUUUACAUCGUCAUCCAACUCACGGUUUUCAAGUAGGACAUUCUGGACCAAAUUUGCAAAAACGACGUUUUCCUGAAAUGAAACCAUUUACUGAACCAUGUAGCAACAAUUGUUAUAUGCUCCUGGAAGGAAUGAAGGAGAAACUCGCAGCUGACAACAAAACACCGCCAAUUGAUUCUUGCAACGAAGCAAGUUCGGAAGAUAGUAAUGAUAGCAACAGCCAGUUCAGUAAUAAGGAGUUUAACAAUGACCAAACUAAAGAAAAUGGAACUGUAACAAGUGCAGCUUCUGCAGAAAUAAAUUCUAUAAUGGCGGGAAUGAUGAAUACCUCGAAUGUCAAAUGUGACUGGACUGGAGCGGAUCAAUCGCUAUUUCGGACUUUACACAAAGUAUUUCUAAAAAAUUAUUGUGCUAUUGCCCAGAUAAUGUUGACCAAGACAUGUGAACAGGUGUAUGAAUUCGCACAAAAAGAGGCCUCUGAAUUUAGCAUCGAAGAACUUCGACAAGAUUAUACUCCACCUCGUAAGAAGAAGAAGAAGCAAAGGUUGUGGUCAUUGCACUGUCGUAAAAUACAACUGAAAAAGGAUUCCUCUUCAAAUCAUGUCUAUAAUUAUACACCUUGUGACCAUCCCGGUCCUUGUGACAUGAAUUGUUCAUGCAUACAGACUCAAAACUUUUGCGAAAAAUUCUGUAAUUGCAGUAGCGAUUGCCAAAAUCGUUUUCCAGGUUGUCGCUGUAAAGCACAAUGUAAUACCAAACAAUGUCCAUGUUAUUUGGCUGUACGUGAAUGUGACCCGGAUCUUUGUCAGGCAUGUGGUGCAGAUCAAUUUAAGCUUACAAAAAUUACUUGCAAAAAUGUUUGCGUUCAGAGGGGCCUACAUAAACAUUUACUCAUGGCACCCUCAGACGUCGCCGGUUGGGGUAUUUUCCUAAAGGAAGGAGCCCAGAAGAAUGAAUUUAUUUCGGAAUAUUGCGGUGAAAUAAUAUCACAGGAUGAGGCCGAUCGACGAGGAAAAGUUUAUGACAAAUAUAUGUGUUCAUUCUUGUUUAAUUUAAACAAUGAUUUUGUCGUUGAUGCUACGCGCAAAGGCAAUAAAAUACGUUUUGCGAACCAUUCCAUCAAUCCUAAUUGCUAUGCCAAGGUAAUGAUGGUGACCGGCGAUCAUCGAAUAGGCAUUUUUGCUAAACGAGCCAUACAGCCUGGAGAGGAGCUGUUCUUUGAUUAUAGAUAUGGACCUACCGAACAAUUAAAAUUCGUAGGUAUUGAACGUGAAAUGGAAAUUGUUUAAAUAUUUGAUUGGAAAUUUGUUUUAUAUUUUAUUAAACAUUUCUGAAAAUAAUUUCAUAAAAAUAAAUAUGGAUUAAUCGUACAUCUAAA
Musca domestica (house fly) is the source of this 2725-nucleotide messenger RNA. Its product is annotated as histone-lysine N-methyltransferase E(z). NCBI's taxonomy places the organism in Eukaryota, Metazoa, Arthropoda, Insecta, Diptera, Muscidae. Gene Ontology annotation, biological process: chromatin remodeling. The transcript has 9 exons. Bases 315 to 2636 code for a protein of 773 amino acids. The record is from RefSeq and is a predicted model, not a curated record. Gene Ontology annotation, molecular function: protein binding; histone H3K27 methyltransferase activity.